UGGUUUUGCUUGUGAGGGUCAUAAGAUGGGAACGCUCCCGGAACGUAGAAAUAUCCCGCCGUGGGUUAAAGUUCCCGAAGACCUGAAAGAUCCAGAAGUGUUCCACGUCCAGACGCGGCUGCUGGAAGCCAUGUUCGGCCGGGACGGAUGUCGAAUCCCUUACAUCGAGCAGGUGAGCAAGGCUAUGCUCGAGCUGAAGGCUCUGGAGUCUCCAGACUGCACUGAGAUCGUGGUUUACGGCUCCUGUAUAUACAAGCUCCGAGCCAAGUGGAUGCUCCAGUCUAUGGCUGAGUGGCACCGCCAGCGCCAGGAGCGAGGGAUGCUCAAACUUGAGGAAGCCAUGAAUGCCCUCGAACUAAGCCCUUGGAUGAAGUGAACCAGCUUCCAACCAGGAUGAAGGCCAGGAUGUAGAGAUUAGUUAGUGGCCAGCGUUGGAGUGAUUUCUCCAGCUUGGUUUAAAAUCUGUUCCAGCCUGAGGAGUUGAGGGAAAAUCAUGUUUAGGGGUCUCUACCUUGGGUCUGAGUCUUGUUGUGAAUAUCUUUGAUGGUUGCCAAUAAAAAGUUUUUCUUCCCCAUUUUAAAAAUUAACAAUAAAGUUUUAAAUCAGUAAAAAAAAAAAAAAA
Molecule: messenger RNA, 622 nt
Organism: Callithrix jacchus (white-tufted-ear marmoset)
Lineage: Eukaryota; Metazoa; Chordata; Mammalia; Primates; Cebidae
Source: RefSeq, a predicted model, not a curated record